This is a messenger RNA of Fonsecaea erecta, 2166 nucleotides long. RefSeq lists its product as hypothetical. The record is from RefSeq and is a predicted model, not a curated record. Gene Ontology annotation, cellular component: secretory granule; plasma membrane. Gene Ontology annotation, biological process: intracellular protein transport; vesicle-mediated transport. Bases 1 to 2166 code for a protein of 721 amino acids. NCBI's taxonomy places the organism in Eukaryota, Fungi, Ascomycota, Eurotiomycetes, Chaetothyriales, Herpotrichiellaceae. Gene Ontology annotation, molecular function: syntaxin binding. The transcript has a single exon.
AUGGCAACCUCCAUCCUCGAAAUCCAGCGCAAUAUCGUUCUAGGCACGAUUCGGGCUACCAGUGGACGAGAUUGGAAAGUCUUGAUCUUGGACGAGCAAAGCAAACGGAUUGUAUACAACGUUUGUAAAGAGGACGAUAUCCUCAACGCCAACAUCACCAACAUCGAACUCCUCGAAGAUCGCAGGCAGACUCUCUCCGACACCGAUGCCAUUUACCUCCUCUCCCCUCUACCGCAUAUCGUCGAAAGCCUCAAGGCUGAUCUUAGCCGAAAGAGAUACCGACGUGCUCAUCUGAUCUGGACCUCACAACUACCAAGAGGUCUUGGAGAAGAGCUGUUUCGCUCAGAGUCUCGGGCACAGUUGAUCGUCGAAUCUCGGACCUUGAAUGUCGAGUAUUUCCCUAGAGAAUGCAACCUGGUCUCAUUCCGACAACCAUGGAGUUUCCACGUCCUCUUCCACCCCGCUUGUGACUCGUUGGUUAAGGACCACUUGGACAGCAUAACCCAGAAAAUCGUGUCAAUAUGUGUCUCCUUGGGCGAGUACCCUCUGAUUCGAUUCUACAAGCCGAGAGACCACCAGAGACAUGCUGCUGAUGUCCUUUGCUACCAUCUUGCCAGUUUCGUGCAGAGCGCAUUGGACGAGUAUGCUCGUGAUCCACGGAACGACUUUCCUCCCCAGAACCCUGGGAACCGGCCACGAGCAGUUCUACUGAUCACAGACCGGUCCAUGGACCUGAUGUCGCCCUUUGUCCACGAAUUGACAUAUCAAGCCAUGGCAAUGGAUCUCUUACCAAUACGAGACGACGAGGACAAGAUAACCUACAGAAACGUCAUCAGGCGAGGUCAACCGGAUCAAGAAGAAAAAGAUGUGGAGAUCACAGAGAAAGACAACCUCUGGGUCGCUCACCGCCACAUGCACAUGAAAGACCUUCUCGUGAAAUUGAGCGAAGAGUUUAGGAAAUUCCAAGCCAAGAAUCCACAAUUUGCCGACAACGAUGGACAACCUGCGAGUAUCAACACCAUCAAGGACAUGUUGGCGGGACUUCCAGAAUUCCAGGAGGGCAAAGAAGCGUUUUCACUUCAUAUCGAUAUGGCUGAAAAAUGCGCAAAAAUCUUUGCGGACCGUAAGCUCCUGGAUGUGGUCUCCGUCGAGCAGUCUCUUGCCACCGGACUCGAUGAGGAGAACAAGAAACCGAAGAAUCUAGCAGAUCAGGUCGUCAGGCUGCUUGACGACGACAGUGUUGUCCACGAGGACCGGGUCCGACUCUUAAUCUUAUACAUCUUGUACAAGAAUGGUAUCUUGAGGGGAGACAUCGAAAAAUUGCGAUGUCACGGCGAACUCUCGCCGAUGGAUGGCGAGAUCAUUUAUAACCUGAUAACUUUGGGUGCUAGGAUUGAGAAGCAAUUGAAAGACGCGACGCCCACCCCAACGCCAUUGUUCCCACCGAAGGUUAGAGAUGUCAGCAAUAUGGAGGAAGUGAGUUUGUCACGAUUCGAGCCUGCUCUGAGGUACAUGCUCGAAGAACAAUGCCAGGGUACAUUGGAUGCAAAUGUGUUCCCUCCCGUGAAGCCACAUCUGAGCGACCCAAACAUGCAGACCGGCGUCUCCCAGACUUCUCUGAGGAAUACAGGCAAACCUACAUGGGCUCAAACGCGCUCUCAAUCCAACAAGCCACGCCAACGCAUCAUUGUGUUCGUGGCUGGCGGGGCGACCUACGCCGAAGCACGGGCCUGCUACGAAGUCUCUCACAUGGCUGGUAAAGAGGUCUUCCUUGCGACGACCCACAUGAUAACACCGAAAAGUUUCCUGCGCCAAGUGAGCCAACUCAGUACUGGGCGAAGGCAACUGGAUUUGCCAGUGGAUCAAGCCGCCCCACGGCUCCCAGCAUGGAUGUCGGAGCCUGCUCAACAGGCCCAGCAGCAACCGAGACCUCAGCAACCUGCUAACGGCAGGCCACCCGACAAGGCUCGACCACCGACUGAAGCCAUGGCAAACAUGAAUCUUGGUGGUAGACCACCACAGAAUGGUGUACGCCCUGGGGUCGGCACAGCCACCGCACCGUCGAAAGCAUCACAACCCCACCAGCCGCCUCCUGCUGAUGGUGGGCACCACAAGCUGAAGAAAGAUAAGGAGAAGAAACACCUAGGGUUGUUCAAGAAGCACUAG